CACGUCUGAACUGAUGAAAAUACUUAAGACAAAAAGAUUUCACAUCUGCCCAAAGAGUCGUACUGUUCGCAACACGAUACCACCGACACUGCCUGGCAGCCACAAUCAUAAAUCAUGAAGGAUAUCGGCAUCUUCCCGGCCUCUGGUGGCCUCGGCGGGAGCACCUAUCGGCACCUGCUCAAGCUCGUCCCUAACGACCACGUUACUCUCAUCUGUCGGCACCCGGAAAAGGUAGAAGAGGAAUAUAGGCAGGCGGGCGUGGCAGUGCGCCGGGCGUCGUAUGAGUGUACGCCGCAGGAGCUCGAGGUGGCCUUCAGCGGCCUCGACGUGCUGUUCCUCGUCUCGUACCCGAGCCACGUGCACGAGUACAGAGUGAAGGUUCAAUUGCCCGCGAUCGACGCCGCGCGCCGGGCUGGGGUUAAGCACAUUUUCUACAGCAGCCUCGGCUUCGCUGGCGACGCUUCCUCCGGCUUGCCGAGUUCCAAGUCCCAGGCAGUGGUCAUGCAGGCGCAUCUGAGCAGCGAGAAAUACCUAAGCUCUCUUGCUCAAUCCGACCCAGGCUUCACGUACACAUCGAUACGCGAAGGCCUGUACUCGGAAUCUUAUCCCAUUUACACAGCAUUCCUGGACCCCAAGAAUGCACCGGACGGGGCGGAGGUGACCAUCCCUCACGAUGGCAGUGGUCCUGGUGUGACCUGGGUCAAACGAGAUGAGCUCGGAGAGGGCUCAGCCAAGCUCAUCGCAAAAUACUGCGGUGUGGGCGGGCAGUUUCCACAGCAGCUGGUCAACGGGACGGUGCUGCUGUCCGGGACGACCGAGAUCAGCCUCGCCGAGACAGUGGGGGUCCUAGGAAGGGCAGUGGGCAAGUCGUUCAAGAUCCGAGAGGUCCCUGUCGACGAGUAUGUCAAGCUGCCGCAGGUGGUGAAGCAGUUUGGGGACGAGGAGAAGGCGAGGACGUGGGCGACCGCGUGGGUGGCAAUCCGAGCUGGGGAGACAUCUCUGGCAACGAAGGACCUGGAACAGCUUCUGGGUAGGAAGCCGGAGGAGUACGAGAAGACGAUCCAAGCCCUAUUGGCGUGAAUUCAAAACUUGUAGCCUUUGUGCCAGAAGUAUAGAUAGGCUCCAACCAGGCUCAGAACGGACGGAGCAAGAUCCAUCUCCAACACAGACC
Molecule: messenger RNA, 1171 nt
Organism: Cryphonectria parasitica EP155
Lineage: Eukaryota; Fungi; Ascomycota; Sordariomycetes; Diaporthales; Cryphonectriaceae
Product: NAD(P)-binding protein
Exons: 2
Coding region: 115-1080 (321 amino acids)
Source: RefSeq, a predicted model, not a curated record